Molecule: messenger RNA, 695 nt
Organism: Colossoma macropomum (tambaqui)
Lineage: Eukaryota; Metazoa; Chordata; Actinopteri; Characiformes; Serrasalmidae
Product: butyrophilin-like protein 8
Exons: 3
Source: RefSeq, a predicted model, not a curated record
GUUUGGAUGAUGAUGAUGUUCCUCCACUGUGCUCUUUCAGAGAAGUUUGAGGUUGUGGGUCCAGUUGCUCCUGUUUGUUGCUGCAGCUGGUUCUGAUGUUGUUCUGCCGUGUUCUGUUCGACGCCUGGCUGAUCGCUCCAGUUUGAGUGCUGUGGAUAUGAACAUUACGUGGAUCAGAUCAGACCUGGGAGGUGCUCCAGUGCAUUUAUAUGGAAAUCAUAAAGACAUGAACACCAGAAAGAGUCGUCAUUACAGAGGGAGAACAGCUCUGUUUAAAAAGGAGCUGAAGAAUGGUAACAGCUCACUGAGACUGAGUAAAGUUAUUAUUUCUGAUGAAGGAGAGUACAGAUGUCGUGUUGUCUCUGAAUCCUGGAGUGAUAAUAUCUCUGUGAAACUUGAAGUUGAAGUUAUUGGAACACGUCCAGUGAUCUCUGUGGAGAACUAUGAUAGUAGCUCUGAAGAGUUCAGUUUACUGUGUGAGUCUAAAGGCUGGUUUCCUGAGCCUGAUCUUCAGUGGCUGGACAGGAAAGGAAACAAUAUGUCUGCAGGAGUUACAGAGUUACAGAGACACGCUGAGCUGUUCAGUGUGAAACGACGCUUCACUGUACAUUACAGUGACAUCAGCAAAUACUACUGCAGAGUCACACUGAGAGAACACAUGAUGGAGGAAGAGAUCACACCUAGUACCUUCUAUG